AUGACUCAACGUAGACGAAGUUUUAUUGCUGAAAAAACUUUUUGGGAUUACUCAGAUGCGCACCCAAAGCUGCUCGAGACCAUGAAGACGCUGUGUUGGAAACGCUUGACUGACGACACUCGACUGAUCUUUUACCGGGAUAUAUACCUGCACGCGAAGGAGCGUUUUCAUAAGGAGGAAGCUCGUGUUCGUAUUGAAAAGGCACUAGAUAUUUGGAAAACUCGGGAACCUCGUCACAGAUUUGCACGAUGGAAGAGGUUCGUAGCCUGUCGCAAGUUAAUGCGAAGGGGUGACGCGCAGUUCCGAUUUUGCUCGAAGGUAAAAUUGGUGAGGAGAUUCAGACAAAACCAUCAACGACGUCAAGAAAUGCACGCGAUGGUAUUAGCGGCAGGGAAACAACGAAACUCCUCGCUCCUGCGCUUUACUUUCAGACCAUGGGCGUUGUUUUGGCGCUCUCUGCAGCUCAUGUAA
Molecule: messenger RNA, 471 nt
Organism: Phytophthora infestans T30-4
Lineage: Eukaryota; Oomycota; Peronosporomycetes; Peronosporales; Peronosporaceae
Exons: 2
Coding region: 1-471 (156 amino acids)
Source: RefSeq, a predicted model, not a curated record